Messenger RNA from Paecilomyces variotii, 1003 nucleotides. Its product is annotated as putative DNA-directed RNA polymerase II subunit RPB11a. Gene Ontology annotation, molecular function: protein dimerization activity; DNA binding. NCBI's taxonomy places the organism in Eukaryota, Fungi, Ascomycota, Eurotiomycetes, Eurotiales, Thermoascaceae. Gene Ontology annotation, cellular component: RNA polymerase II, core complex. The record is from RefSeq and is a predicted model, not a curated record. The coding region runs from base 1 to 585 and encodes 194 amino acids. The transcript has 4 exons. Gene Ontology annotation, biological process: transcription by RNA polymerase II.
AUGUCGCCCAAGACCCCACCCAGUGGCUCUGGUCAGCAGUAUAUCAUGCCUACUGACCAGGCUUAUGCCCGCUACAAAUGGCGCGUCCCUCCAACCUACCCUCCUGGCUCGAGCAUCAAAGAAGUGGGCCGCGAUGAGCAGCAGAGGUGGGCUCUCCAUCUGGAGGGGUCUCCUGCCCUCUACAUUUCUUCAGAGAGUGGAUUUCUGGUUCUUGCGUUCGAGUCGUUCGUUCUGGGGAACGGUGAGAAGAAGGUCGAGGUUGAAACAGAUACUCGUAUUCCUUCGUCUGCCAUCUUCACCUUUAACAAGGAAGAUCAUACUCUGGGUAACCUUAUUCGCUCCCGUCUCCUCCAGAGUUCUCACGUCCUCUUUGCCGGUUACAAGGUGCCGCAUCCCUUGGUCCCUAAGUUUGAGCUCCGCGUCCAGACUGAUGGCGAGAUCACCCCGAAGGAGGCGGUAAUCACCGCCUGCCAUGAGCUGGUCAAGGACCUCGGUAUCUUCUCGCGUGAAUUCACCAAGGAAUACGAGCUGCGCAAGAUGGUGGGUACCAGUCAGGGACAGAACGGCGCCCCGGAUGGCAUCUGAGUUUCUGGGAGCUUUGUUAAUCACCAAGUACUCAUAACGAUACGGGGUUCUUGCUUCUUGCAUGUAUUUCUCACGGGGUGAUUUGAUCCGGCGUCUUCGCUUGUCUUCAUUCAGCUUUAAUCCUUGCGGUGGCCUCGUUGGAUCUAAGCCUUGUCAUCACCUCUUCUGGCGCUCUCGUGGCGUUUCUGGCUGAGGAAACCGAUCCGGAGACAGAGGACGAGUCAAGCCACUCUGGGAGCUGCUUGUUUUUUACACAUUAGGCCAGACUACUCACCACCCCUACGUUCUAUGGGGUUGAUAAUAUGGGAGAUCCAGGCCAUGUAUGGUUGCUACAAGCAGAUAGAGUACAGCUAGAUACCUUUGCAGAUAAGACAUGCUUCUUGAUAAUUAUAAUUAUCGCAUGGUUAAAUUCCGCGAA